CGGUGAGGAUGCUGUUAUUGGCGGGCACCGGUGGCCGAUUUCGCGUUCCCCGUCGCGCGCGAAGUCCCUCGCGAAACGCUGACGGCCGCUCGGCGAUUGCGGCGACGAGAGGCGGUGGCGGAGGUGUUAGGUCAAGCUUUGCUGUCACAAUGAGUCUCGGAGGUACUCAGGCCGAAGGCGGCCCCAGCUUCACUCUGAGCAUCCGUCUACUGAUGCACAGCAAGGAAGUUGGAAGCAUCAUCGGAAAGAAAGGAGAGUUUGUGAAGCGAGUCCGAGAGGAGAGCGGAGCUCACAUCAACAUCUCAGAUGCAAAUUGCCCCGAGCGCAUUGUGACAGUGACUGGGCCCAUGGAGUCCAUUUUCCUGGCCUUUGCACUGAUCACUAACAAGCUUGAAGAGGUAGACAUGGGCAGCACCCUGUCCGGUAGUGUGAUGAUGAGCCGCCCACCUGUAACUCUGCGCCUUGUGGUGCCGGCCAGCCAGUGUGGCUCGCUCAUCGGCAAAAGCGGAAACAAGAUCCAGGAGCUCCGAGAGUCGACUGGGGCGCAGGUGCAGGUGGCAGGAGACCUGUUGCCUAACUCCACUGAGCGUGCCGUUACUAUUUCCGGCACGCCAGACGCCAUCGUACAAUGUGUGCGACAGAUCUGUGUGCUCAUGAUGGAGUCUCCCCCAAAGGGAGCCACCAUCCCUUAUCGCCCCAAGCCAGUGUCUUCCAGCGCCCCUGUCAUCUUUGCUGGAGGCCAGGUCAGGGACCACUCCACCUACAAUGCAUACACCAUUCAAGGGCAGUACGCCAUCCCCAACCCUGAUCUGACGAAGCUGCAUCAGCUGGCCAUGCAGCACACUCCCUUUACACCCAUCAACCAGGCAUCCUCUGGCUACCAGGCAACACCGGGUGUUGACGCCAGUGCUCAGAUGAGCACCCACGAGAUCAGCAUCCCCAACAAUCUCAUCGGCUGCAUCAUCGGCAAGCAGGGCACCAAGAUUAAUGAGAUCCGGCAAAUGUCAGGUGCACAAAUCAAGAUCGCCAGCGCCAUUGACGGUGCCACUGACCGACAGGUCAUCAUCACUGGCUCCCCGGCCAACAUCAGCCUGGCUCAGUAUCUCAUCAAUGCCAGGCGCCAAGGAACAACUUGAGUGACGUCGGGCGUGGCAAGCGAGGAGCAACGCGGCCUGCCGCCGCAGGCCCCACACGGCUGCCUCGGCUCGGACUUUCGCCAGGCCUCCUGGACGCUGCCCCCGGGGCCGUGUACAGGUACACUGCCCUGAUGGUCGACGUGAUAGUCGGCAGCGACGACCGUCGAGUGUCCCCCCCCCUCCCCCAGGAGUAAAAAGCUGCACGUUCCGCCGCCAUUUCCGGAAGUACAAGCUCACUCUGAAGCCGCAAGGUCAAGCGAGAAAUGCCCCUCCACUUGCGGGCGGGUUCAUCCCUUGCCUCGGGUUGUAAAGUGCGCACCUGUCCGCGUGAAAGCCGUAGCCACGUUAGUAAUCUCCUUAAGGGCAGUGUCUGCACAAUGGGCGACAAGACUGCUUGGAUGGACGUGGUUGGUGUCCUGGUAUGAUGUCCUGUGUCUUAACCGAUCGGUUGCCACAAAGAUAAGUUUGAAAAACUUGAGACACGAGAGGAAGUGCGGUUCUGCCGAUCACCUUGUGUUAGCACGUGCUGCACACUCUAAAAAUGUUUUUCACAAAGGCUCGGCUUUUUGCCUUAGCCCAUGGAGCACCUGUGCCAGCACCAGUCUCAUUUUUUGUGGAUAUUCAGUGAGGCCGUGGCCUCUGGCAGCAUUGAGCUCUGGCUGCAGCCACGAAUGUUCAUGAGCACAAGACGGCUGUAGAGCCAUGUGGACCAGCAAAGAAUCUGCCUACAGCAGGAGAGGGAGGAGCAAGCAUGUCUCGGGUUUAGUUAAAGACCCGUUUCCAUCACCCAAGUUCCUCGACGCCGGGUACCCGAGAAUGGAAGUAAAAAGUUGGUCUCUGAAGACGGCCGUAAAUACAUUGCUGCCUUCCCCUGGUUAAUGAGCAUAACUUGAGGUGAUGUGACAAGUAGGUCACUCGGGUUGCCCAGUGGAGACCCUGGACGGAACUGCUGAACGGUGCUGACAAAAGUCCAUCCGUGUUCUGUUAUGUCCAUGCCCCCCGCUUAAGUCGCAAGCAUUUUUUAAAGAGACAUUGUGAAAAUGAUCCCCAAGUUCUCUCUAAAAAUUACUUCUUUAGCGUGAUUAUUAUCGCUUAUAAUUCGGAAAUGUAAAUAUUCCAAAGAGGGUUAUUCUUAGGUAAGCAUUUGGGCCAUGCAUUCCAAAGAUUCACUUCCAAAAUCGCAGCGGAAGAUCUGGGACUUCAAGGAGUUACAAGAUGGUUCCCACAAUUCCAAAGGAGUCUUCCCUGGCCCACAUUUGAUGCCUCCAUGAGCAAUGCUUGAAAACUGGUGAAGGGGGGACCCCCCCCCCCCCACCCCUCCGUGUGUGUGUGUGGAGAAUGGGAGCAUUUUGUGGACUGAUUCUUGGAAGUCUGAUGGCAAUGUUACGUGUUCCAUAGCACUUCAAACUAUGGUGACUUUUAAGCUCCAACCCUUGAGGAAGCAUCCAUGAAAAUUUCACAAAGGUCAGCAAUUACAUUUAAUAUUAGUUAAUAUUAAAAUAAUUAUUGAUGCUUUAUAUUUUGACUCCCGUUAUCAAGGAAGAUUUGUUUAAAGUUUGAGAGUUUUAAAAAUGUUAUUAAUUGCACGGUUAAAUAUAUUAUUUCUCAAUUGGUAUCAGCAUUAACGUUUAAAUGUAAACCGACGUAAUUUUACAUACAGCGUUGAAGCAAGUCAACUAGUAUUUUCUUUGCAGAAUAUAGUUACCGAUGUGGCUGGCACCACACGGAGGGGAGGAUUGAUGAGGGUUGACUGUGUUCACACACUGUGGCCCUUGACAGACAAAUUAGUGCACACGUGUACAGCGUGCCAUGUAGUCCGUCGGGAGGAAAGCGUCGCUAAAAAUCCUGGGGUUAUGUUUUUGUGAGGGUCCUGUAUUUGGAUAUUUGGCCAAUCCCAAAAAUGAGUAGCUUCUU
Lethenteron reissneri (Far Eastern brook lamprey) is the source of this 3050-nucleotide messenger RNA. RefSeq names its product poly(rC)-binding protein 3-like. The record is from RefSeq and is a predicted model, not a curated record. Gene Ontology annotation, molecular function: RNA binding. NCBI's taxonomy places the organism in Eukaryota, Metazoa, Chordata, Hyperoartia, Petromyzontiformes, Petromyzontidae.